GCUUCUGGACACACUGAACUUAAUAAACAACCCGAUACCUUAAAAACGGGGGCGACAGGCGAUGGUGAUUAUCAGGCACUUUUAAAGGAGGUUGACAUCAUUGAGAUAUACGUAAUACAGGUUCCAGAGGAACCACAACACGAAACAUCAGGUCAAAAUGAAACCUGUGAAGAGCCCAAAUUUUCGCCAGAAAAUCCUGUUUAUACGGAGCUUGAUGUAAGCGGCAGAAAUACAACGGAAAAUGGUACCUAUCAGAAUCUAGUAAAGCAAGACUCAGAUUGUGUUACACCAGUUCACGAGAGGAGAGAGUCGUACGAAGACAUCAAAAUGGGAAGAAGCUUACCAGACUACACGGAGCUGGAUCUAAGCAAACACGAAUCAGAAGUCUAA
Paramuricea clavata is the source of this 390-nucleotide messenger RNA. The record is from the annotation of a GenBank genome assembly. NCBI's taxonomy places the organism in Eukaryota, Metazoa, Cnidaria, Anthozoa, Malacalcyonacea, Plexauridae.